CCGGGGGUAUAUAUAGCCUGAGAAGGGACCCGGGCAGUCCUGGCAGUCAAAAUGAGGCUUUUCAUCCCCGUCUGCUGCCUGCUGCCUCUACUGGCACUCGCCACUGCAGAUGCAGUGGAUUCUGAGACUGAGCCUCUUGUGCCGUUCCAGCCGAAGUCUGAAGGCAAGUUGUUCAACUGCUGUGAUGGCACAGAGGAUAUAAGCCAGAGCUCCUCCAAUGACACUCCUGCACCGAACAGACCUGUGUGCCAACCCUGUAGCACUGGUGCACACACUGACACCUCGGCAGAAGAUGACAGUUCUAACGAGGACAAAGACGGGAUGGAGGUUGUUUCAGAAGAGAAAUCUGAGGAGUCGAGUCAAGAGGAGACCUCAUCUGAAGAGAUAUUUGAGGAGAAGGCAGAAGUUGAGUUAGAAGAAUCUAAUGAAGCAGUGGAAGAGGAAGUUCUUAAGGAGGAACAUGAAGAUGUAGACGUAGACAGUGAUAUAGAAUCACAAAUGGUUGCUGAGGAAUCUGUGGAAGAGGACGACAAGGACGUUUCUAAGACUAACGAGGUGGUGGUUGUGGAAGAGGAAGUUCUUCAGACUGAAGAUGAAGCAGGUGAAGAAGAGGAGCUUUCUCAGACUGAAGAGGAGGCAGUUGAGGAAGAGCAGGUUCUUCAGAUUCAAGAUGCAACCAAAGCAUCUGUGAAAGUGGAUAAAGCAACCCCCUCAGGUUCUGCCACAAGAGAUCAGUCUCACAUUGACGAGACGCUGCGUCUGGCAACAGCUGAACCUUCACAGGAAUUUGUCGAUGCUCUGAAGAAGCUGCAGCAUGUCUACAACACUGCAAUUAAACCCUUGGACAAGGCCUACAAAUACAAUGAGCUCCGGCAGCAUGAAGUGUCAGAUGCAGAGAUCACAUCUAAGCCCAUGGUUCUGUUCCUUGGUCCUUGGAGCGUUGGCAAGUCUUCCAUGAUCAAUUAUCUUCUGGGUCUCACAGGCACUUCACAACAGCUUUACACUGGGGCUGAGCCCACAACCUCAGAAUACACUGUACUGAUGCAUGGUGAGAAGUUUCGCACCAUCGAGGGCAUUGUCAUGGCGGCAGACAGUUCCCGCUCUUUCUCACCGCUAGAGAGGUUUGGUCAGGGCUUUCUGGAGAAGCUGGUGGGAAUCGAGAUGCCGCACAAACUCCUGGAGCGCGUCACCUUUGUGGACACGCCUGGAAUCAUCGAGAACCGCAAACAACAAGAGAGAGGGUACCCCUACAGUGAAGUCUGCCAGUGGUUUAUCGACCGUGCUGAUCUCAUCUUUCUGGUGUUUGACCCAACCAAACUGGACGUCGGAUUAGAACUAGAAAUGCUGUUCAGACAGAUGAAGGGACGCGAGUCACAGAUCCGUAUCAUCUUCAACAAGGCUGACAGUUUAACAACCCAGGACCUAAUGCGCGUGUACGGCGCCCUCUUCUGGAGCAUGGCACCCUUGAUUAAUGUGACAGAGCCACCACGUGUGUACGUGAGCUCAUUUUGGCCCCAGGCAUAUGCUCCCGACACAAACAGAGAACUUUUUAAACGUGAAGAGAUCUCUCUGCUGGAGGACCUAAAUCAGGUCAUCGAGAACCGGCUACAAAACAAAAUCGCCUUCAUUCGGCAGCACGGCAUCCGCGUGCGCAUCCACGCCCUCCUGGUUGACCGCUACCUGCAGACAUAUUAUGAGAAGCUGGGCUGGUUUAGUGACCCACAUGAGGUUUUCAAGGAUAUUGUGAGUGAUCCUGACAAAUUCUACAUCUUCAAGUCCAUUCUGGCCAAGACCAAUGUGAGUAAGUUCGACUUGCCAGAAGCGGAGGCGUAUCGGGAUUUCUUCGGAGUCAAUCCUCCUGGUGGCUUUAAGCUCCUCUCCUCAUACUGCGGCUGGUCAGGGGGAUGCCUGCUGGAGAAGAUUGAGAAUGCCAUCACAGAUGAGCUGCCGGCUUUGAUCAGCAGUCUGGCAGAGAAACGGGAAGCCAAGGCAGAGGCAGCUGCAGAAACCAAAGAGAAACCCCAAAACCGUUGGAGGAGACAGCAAUAGAAGAAUGAUGGGAGAUGUGGGGAAUAUGGAAGAGUGGCACCAAAGCGAUGAAUGAGAGAGUAGAAGUGACACAGAUGAGAUUCACAUCAAUGGAAAGCCAGUUAAACACAGUGUGUACAGAGAUUUUUACCACUCUUUAUAAAGCAGACCUGAGUGAAGGGGAGCAGUGUGCUAUUUUUCUUCCUUUUCUGUUAUUGUUUUUCUUCCUUGUUCUAAUUUAACUCCGCUUGCAAAAAAUGUAUUUAUACUGUUCAAAAUAAAUAACGUCAUAAUCUUAUUUAUUUAUUGUUUGAAUGCCAUUUUGAAAGUGUGAAUUAUGGAAGCUUGUUUCUGCCACAGGAUAAAAAAGUUCAUUGUGAAUUUU
Carassius carassius (crucian carp) is the source of this 2413-nucleotide messenger RNA. RefSeq names its product sarcalumenin-like. The record is from RefSeq and is a predicted model, not a curated record. The transcript is spliced from 7 exons. Gene Ontology annotation, molecular function: GTP binding. The coding region runs from base 52 to 2049 and encodes 665 amino acids. Lineage: Eukaryota; Metazoa; Chordata; Actinopteri; Cypriniformes; Cyprinidae.